Messenger RNA from Conger conger (European conger), 4175 nucleotides. RefSeq names its product unconventional myosin-Vb-like. The record is from RefSeq and is a predicted model, not a curated record. Bases 24 to 947 code for a protein of 307 amino acids. Lineage: Eukaryota; Metazoa; Chordata; Actinopteri; Anguilliformes; Congridae. Gene Ontology annotation, molecular function: GTPase binding. The transcript is spliced from 6 exons.
AGAAACACAACAAUGACUUUGAGAUGACAUCCUUCUGGCUGGCCAACACCAGCAGACUCCUGCACUGUCUGAAGCAGUACAGUGGGGAUGAGGCGUUUAUGACCCAGAACACGACCAAGCAGAAUGAGCACUGCUUGAAGAACUUUGACCUGGCAGAGUACCGGCAGGUCCUGAGCGACCUGUCCAUCCAGAUCUACCAGCAGCUAAUCCGGGUGGCAGAGGCAAUAUUACAGCCCAUGAUUGUGUCGGCUAUGUUGGAGAGCGAGAGCAUCCCAAGCCUUGCGGGUGUGAAGCCCAUGGGCUACCGGAACCGGUCCUCCAGUAUAAACUGCGAGAGCGGGGGUCCGGUGGGGUACACGCUGGAGGCGCUGAUCCGCCAGCUGGGCCAGUUCUCCAGCACCAUGGGGGCCCACGGGCUGGACCCUGAGAUCUCCCAGCAGGCCGUGCGGCAGCUCUUCUACUGCAUCAACGCCGUGACGCUCAACAACCUGCUGCUGCGCAAGGACGUGUGCUCCUGGAGUACAGGCAUGCAGCUCCGGUAUAAUAUCAGUCAGAUGGAGGAGUGGCUUCGGGGGAAGAACCUGCAGCAGUGUGGCGCAGUGCUCACCAUGGAGCCCCUCAUCCAGGCUGCUCAGCUCCUGCAGUUGAAGAAGAAGACUUCCCAGGAUGCCGAUUCCAUUUGCUCCCUCUGCACUGCUCUCACCACUCCACAGAUUGUGAAAAUCCUCAACCUGUACACCCCGCUGAAUGAGUUUGAGGAACGAGUCACCGUGUCCUUCAUCAGGAGCAUCCAGAGCCGGCUGCAUGACCGCAAUGAUGGGACACAGCUCCUGGCAGACACUAAGCACACGUUCCCCGUGCUGUUCCCCUACACCCCCUCCGCCCUCAGCCUGGAGAGCCUGCACAUCCCGGCCUGCCUCAACCUCCACUUCCUGUCCCGAGUCUGAGGGCUGGGCUCUGUCUGCCCUCCACUUCCUGUCUCAGUCUGAGGGCUGGGCUCUGUCUGCCCUCCACUUCCUGUCUCAGUCUGAGGGCUGGGCUCUGUCUGCCCUCCUAUAACCGCUCAGAUGGGCUCUGUCAUAAAGCCUCUGUCACCAGCAUCCUGAUCCAGCACAGCCUUUCAGCCUAAACCAGCCUUCAACCAGGAGAUCCCGCACCAUUACAUUAUUGGCAUUUUGGCAGACGCUCUUGGCAACAACACCCAAUAUCUCGGAACAUCUCCCCCGUGGAGCGAGCCUUCACACACAGACUGGGCUCAGACCUACAGCCUGUCCUUUAGGCCACUGGAUACUCUUCUGUGAUGGUCCGCAUGGUCCUGUCAGUGCAGUGCUUAUGACAAUAUUCUCCGGCCUUCAUUGUGCUGGAGCUCUUUGCUCUCAGGGACUCACUUUCCCAACAGUGAUCAGAGCUGCCUCCCCUGGGAUCAGAACCGUCCCCUGCCUCACCUGGGAUCAGAGCUGCCUCCCCUGCCUCACCUGGGAUCAGAGCUGUCCCCUGCCUCACCUGGGAUCAGAGCUGUCCCCUGCCUCACCUGGGAUCAGAGCUGUUACCUGCCUCACCUGGGAUCAGAGCUGUCCCCUGCCUCACCUGGGAUCAGAGCUGUCACCUGCCUCACCUGGGAUCAGAGCUGUCACCUGCCUCACCUGGGAUCAGAGCUGUUACCUGCCUCACCUGGGAUCAGAGCUGUCCCCUGCCUCACCUGGGAUCAGAGCUGUCACCUGCCUCACCUGGGAUCAGAGCUGUCACCUGCCUCACCUGGGAUCAGAGCAGUCACCUGCCUCACCUGGGAUCAGCGUGUAUGGGCCUGGCCAGGUGACAUUACUGCAGGGAGAGAAAGGGAGAGAGGGACAUGGAGACAGUGAGGGGAAAAGAGAGCAAGGGGAUGGAUGAACAGAGAGAGGAAGGGAGAAGGGAAUAGAGGAAGGAGGCAGAGAUAAGAGUGAGAGAGGAAGAGAGGAGAGGGGGAUAUGGAGUGUGUAUGUGUAUGUAUUUCAGUAGAUGACGGGACAGGUGUGUAUGUAUUUCAGUAGAUGACAGGGGACAGGUGUGUAUGUAUUUCAGUAGGUGACAGGGGACAGGUGUGUAUGUAUUUCAGUAGAUGACAGGGGGCAGGUGUGUAUGUAUUUCAGUAGAUGACAAGGGACAGGUGUGUAUGUAUUUCAGUAGAUGACGGGACAGGUGUGUAUGUUUUUCAGUAGGUGACGGGGCAGGUGUUUAUGUAUUUCAGUAGGUGACGGGGCAGGUGUGUAUGUAUUUCAGUAGAUGACAGGGGACAGGUGUGCAUGUAUUUCAGUAGAUGACAGGGGACAGGUGUGCAUGUAUUUCAGUAGAUGACAGGGGACAGGUGUGUAUGUAUUUCAGUAGAUGACAGGGGACAGGUGUGUAUGUAUUUCAGUAGAUGACAGGGGACAGGUGUGUAUGUAUUUCAGUAGAUGACAGGGGGCAGGUGUGUAUGUAUUUCAGUAGGUGACGGGGCAGGUGUGUAUGUAUUUCAGUAGAUGACAGGGGACAGGUGUGUAUGUAUUUCAGUAGAUGACGGGACAGGUGUGUAUGUAUUUCAGUAGAUGACAGGGGACAGGUGUGUAUGUAUUUCAGUAGAUGAAAGGGGACAGGUGUGUAUGUAUUUCAGUAGAUGACAGGGGACAGGUGUGUAUGUAUUUCAGUUCUGCAGAGCCAAUCCAGCACAAGGACUCCACAGAAGACAAGUUAGAAGAAGGAGAGAUCAAUCACAACAACUUUUGAAAUUCAGAGAGUACCUGCUAGAAUGUUCCAGAUGAGAGAGGACAGAACACACCGGCUGUAUCAGCUGGGUUCCAGCUCCGAAAGUUAACCUGUCCUGCAGCAGACCUGUUUGUGAGGGGUGUAGUUUUUAUCUAGCUAAAGACUGUACAGCUUCCUGGUCCAGCUGAAGAAGCGAUGGCAGAACCUUUAUUCGUUAUUUUUCUGUUAUCUCCUGCUGUUCCAUUCAGGCCAUGCCACCGUUUAAAAUCUUUACAGUAAUAAAAGGUGUUGUACAUGGGAGUCGUAUUUCAGCCCCAGAGGGUGAUGGGUGAUCAGACUCGGCGGUGCUGGAUCUAGGCGGUGCUGGAUCUAGGCGGUGCUGGAUCUAGGCGGUGCUGGAUCUAGGCGGUGCUGGAUCUAGGCGGUGCUGGAUCUAGGCGGUGCUGGAUCUUUGUGCCGGUGAUUCAGAUUCAGAUUUUAUUUUAUGCUUUUAAUGUAUUUUAAUGUACGUGGAAAUUUACGUUUGAUAUUGCCUUUAUAUUUGUUUGGGGGGGAAAGGCAGGGGGCUGUAAGGCAGAGGGUUGUAAGGCAGGCACCACUAAUGUUGUGUUAUCCCAUCUUCUUUUUUCAUUUUUUUCAGUUUGUGUUAUGUGCUGGCACCUGCAGUCAGAUGUGUGGUAAUGCACAAGACUGAGUGGCCAGAUUUAAUCAAAAUGCACUCCACUGUGUCUGGGUGAAAGGACACAGUCAACAGCAAUAUGAAAUGCACACUUACACACACACACACACACACACACACCGACACACACAAGCAUGUCGCAUUAGGCAGCAGGGAGCAGUAAAUUUCUGCCUUACAGGGUCAGUGCUCUACUUGUAUUUGCCAAACUGCCCAUCUUAGAAAAGGCCUCAGCUGAGGGUUGCAUGUGCCAUAACCACACCUGACACCUGUUUUGCUUUCACCACAUUCAUACAGGUGAACAGAGAUUUAAAGAUGGAUGGUUAUCAAUAUGUCCACAUCCAUACAGGUGAACAGAGAUUUAAAGAUGGAUGGUUAUCGAUAUGUCCACAUCCAUACAGGUGAACAGAAAUUUAAAGAUGGAUGGUUAUAGAUAUGUCUGCUUCCUGGUUACAUGUCAGUUUAGCCUCCCCUGUGGUUUCUUUGAGUGGUACAAGAUGGUAUGUGUCUGUCUGUCUGUGUGUGCAUACCUCUCUGUUUGUGUAUAAGUGCGUCAUACAUUGGGGGUUUUAUAUAUGCAAAUGUGGUAUGUAGUGGCCUUUGAAGGCUGCAGUAAAAUCUCUUUGAUUUUGAGAAAAAUUUACGAUUUAUGCUAUGCUAAUCAAAACGGAAAGAGUUUUUCUAUUUGAACAAAGGUGUACACUGCACGUUGCUGUCUAUAGAAAAUCCAUUAUAUCAUUCAACAUAUGAAAAUAAUAAAGGCUGAUUUUUUUAUAUA